AUGCUGCGCAUGGACCAGCUGCGCAUGGACCAGCUGCGCAUGGACCAGCUGCGCACGGACCAGCUGCGCACGGACCAGCUGCACACGGACCAGCUGCGCACGGACCAGCUGCGCACGGACCAGUCAAUAGCCUACUAUACAUCGCCAACACUUGAGAGACAAACUCUUAAGUACCUGCGCUUCAUUUACACAUUCAACUCUCAGGAUCUCGUCGACAUCUACAUCCCAGACGGCCCUGAGACUGUCAUCUACUGUUGUGAGCAGCAGCUGUGCCCCAACCGGACACCCCGAUCAGUCGUGCAAGAUUACCCGCACUACAAGGCGAUCAGAAGGGCCCAGCACCCACUUGGUCCCCGUAGCACCCUUGCAUCUCGAUCCGCCUCACAGCAUUUGUGCCCUGUCUCCCCCAGCUCCUGCCUUCCUCAAACUGUCGCUAGUCCAAGUCAAGUACGAGGAGAUCUCCCUCCAGACCCUGCGCCAGAGCCUGAGCCUGAGGAGGGUGCAGGUGAAGAAGGAGUCUCGGAGUCCGAGUCCGCGGAUUCUGCUCGGUCCACCUCGCCGACAGUGCUCGCCCCCACGUCAGCAGUCCCUGACGUAUGUGACCCCCCCGCCAAACUUCCUCCAGCGCCUUCACCACCAACUCCACCAAGAGGCCGCUCGCGCACUCACUCCUCUCGAAGUUCAACCAGCGGAGGGCCACCACAGCCGCCUCCGCCCCCGCAGCGUCCUCCGUCCCCCCCGACGCCGAUAAUGUCCUCCCCUGCAACCACCCCUGAUAAGGAGACUUUGAAGCUCCUUCUCCCGCUCCAAUAUGAUGGCAAGACCAUUAUCGAAUGCGACAGGUUCCUGUCGCAACUCUGCAUCUAUUGGUUGAUCAACACGUCAUUGACAACCAUCGAGCUCAAGGUGCAAGUUGCGUUGAGCCUGCUCGACGGUGACGCCCAUGCCUGGGCCACUCCUUACUUCGCCCAACUCGCGUUGGUGCAGAUGGGUGUACAAGGGGUCACAACCCCGUUUCAGAACGAAGCAGCCUUCACUGCCGCCUUCAAGGCUCGCUUUGGUAAUCUCGACGAUGCGGCGGCAGCACAAGUGGAGCUGGCAAAGCUCUGCGCAGACAAGUUGGUCCGCGAGAAACGCACUGCUGCGGAAUUUUCCGCACUGUUCAAGGGUCCGGCGGAUCACUCUGGGUAUGGGGACUUGGAGCUACGCGACAAGUACCUGAGCGGUAUCCCCUCCCGCGUAUAUCGCAAGAUCAAGCUCGAGACCUUCACCACGUGGCAAGCAGCUUAG
Molecule: messenger RNA, 1290 nt
Organism: Postia placenta MAD-698-R-SB12
Lineage: Eukaryota; Fungi; Basidiomycota; Agaricomycetes; Polyporales; Adustoporiaceae
Exons: 4
Coding region: 1-1290 (429 amino acids)
Source: RefSeq, a predicted model, not a curated record